UUUUUUACGGACGUUUGUUCUAGAUUCGCAGAUUUUCUGCCUCCACGCGAGAUCGCUUACACCGCACGUAGUGUUUCGCAUUGGGUUCAGUAAUAAAGGACAGAUAACAUGACAUGGGAAUAAAAUGUAGGUUGUACUGGUGGUGAUUCAAUGAAGAUUGGGCUGUAGUUGAUAUUCAUCUAAAGGAAUUAUGGGAUCAUGAUGGAGGACAUGACGCACUUGUCCGUGAAGGUGGCGGCACUGCGUUUUGUGGACCUGCCUCUGUCGGUCUAUUGCUCACUCCCACAGGUGACCCUAAGCGCAGGCACUAAGAAGCUGUUUGCAGCCACUGCGUUCGGUGCCGUCUCCCUUAUCUUCCUCGCUCGCCGCUUUAGGAGGAGAAAGGGCAAGAAAAAAGCUGGUUCGCCUGUAGAGCCGGAGAAGUUUGAGUUCCUGACCAGUAUCCCUCUGACUAAAGAGAUUGCCAGCAGUGCUCAAAAUCUGCCUGUGAACCUAAAGGACUGCUCCUCUUCUAAUGUGCAGUUCAAUGACCUUUACAGCAAGUUCUCAGGCUCCCUGCACAGUCUGGCCUCGGUGAGGAGCAGACACUCCUCCAGCAGUUGCACCUGUGCUAACAGCUCUGGCUGCUGGGACGAGGAAGGAAAUGAUGGUGACGUCUGUAACCUGCUCAGCAUCCCCGUCACCAGUCCAGAGAAUCUCUACCUGAUGGGGAUGGAGCUCUUCGAGGAGGCCCUGCAGCGCUGGGAGCAGGCAUUAACCUUCCGAAGCAGGCAAGCCGAGGACGAGGCGAGCUGUGCUGCAGUUAAACUGGGAGCUGGAGAUGCCAUCGCAGAAGAAAGCAUGGAGAACAUCAUCAGUACAGAUUUCAUUCAUAAGCUGGAGUCUCUGCUACAGAGAGCCUAUCGGCUACAGGAGGAAUUCGAGGGGACCCUGGGAAUGACCGAUCCUUCAACACAUCCUAGUAAUGCAGAUAAACAAUCAGUGAAAGAGGACCUUGAAGACAUCUGUCUCAGAGACUCGAUCAGUAUCGCCUCCACGGAUUCCUUUGUGUCGGCCGCAGAGUUGUCUGAACACAGAGAGAUGAGGAGUGCGUAUGCCCUGGGGUCAUUGUGUCAUUACCCCUUCUAUGAGGAGGCGCUACAGAUGGCUGAAGAGGGAAGGAUCUCCUGUCGAGUUCUCCGAACUGAGAUGCUUGAAUGUCUUGGAGACACUGAUUUUCUGGCAAAGCUGCAUUGUAUACGACAGGCUUGUGAGGUCAUUUUAUGCGAACGGGCAACUAGAGCAUUUUUGGCUGACACUGGAAAGAAAAUAUUAUCUUCAAUAAUUGUCAAAGCAAGGAAGAGCCCAAAAAGAUUUGAGGAGGUCUUUGAAGAAAUGAUCUGCUUCCUCGAGCAAUCGGAUCACUGGGAGAACACCGAAAUUGAGCUUUCGGCAAGAGGGGUAAAGCAUCUAAACUUCUAUGACAUUGUUCUUGACUUCAUCCUGAUGGACUCAUUUGAGGAUCUUGAGAAUCCACCGAUCUCCAUACAGAAUGUAGUGAACAAUCGCUGGCUCAACAACUCCUUUAAAGAGACAGCUGUUGCAUCAAGUUGUUGGUCUGUUCUAAAGCAGAAGAGGCAACAUAUAAAGGUGCAAGAUGGGUUUAUUGCCCAUUUCUAUGCAGUAUGUGAACACAUUAGUCCCGUUUUGGCUUGGGGUUUCCUGGGCCCCAAAAGCUCCCUGCAUGAUUAUUGCUGCUUCUUUAAGGAGCAGGUGCUGUUCUUCCUAAAGGACAUCUUUGACCUGGAUAAAGUACGUUACUCCAGUCUGGAUACUCUUGCAGAGGACAUCCUGCACCUGUUGCACAGACGCUCUGAGCUUCUCCUUGCCUACAUGGGUGUCGACUCACUUCAUCACUUAAAUGGCUGCGUUGGCACACCUUUGCACUUGGUUUCUAGUGCUUUGCUGGAGACCCAGGUCCAGUAAGCUACGGUCUGACCUGUAAACCCUAUUGCCCUCCAUUUAUUCAUAGUAAGCAGCUAAAUCUGGACUGCAGAGCACAUUAAUAAAACACGUGAAGGGCGACAGUAAUAGUGCCAUAUUUAAAAUUAGAAAUGUGUUUUUUAUAUGUAUGCUUUAUGUAGUGUCCCAGUGAUCAUUUUUUUUUAAGGUUCUUUAACUUGAGUGCUUGCUGUUUAAAAAACGUAAACUAUUGUGAAUAUGUAUCAUCAAGUGUCUCGUAAGAUCUUAUGUUUUUUUUUUUAAGAGAUGUUAAGUGUUUUGCUGAUAGAUGUGAAUGUAAAGGAAUAGUCUACCCUUUUGCCAUAUUAAACUGUUAUUACCUCAACUUAGACGAAUGAAUACAUAUCUUUUUUCAAUGCGUGCACUUUACAGCGCGUUGUGAAUGUGUUAGCAUUUAGCCUAGACCCAUUCAUUCCUAUGGUACCAAACACUUCCGUGUUUUCCCUAUUUAAAGACUGUUACAUAAGGGGUUAUACCAGUUAGUAUGGUUCCACAAAAUAAAACUUUUUUUUGUACCAUAGUAAUGAAUGGGGCUAGGCUUAAUGCUAACACAUUCACAACGCGCUUUAUAGUGCACGCAUUGAAAAAGAUAGGUAUGUAUUUAUUCGACUAGGUUGAGGUAAUAACAGUUUAAUAUGGCAAAUGGUUUGACUAUUCCUUUAAGGUAAACACCACCGUUUUUCAAUAUUUUACUAUGUUCUUACCUCAACUUAAUACAUACCUAUUUUUUGCUCAAUGCGUUCACUUAAACUUUGAACAGCGUGUCGUGAAUGUGUUAGCAUUUAGCCUAGCCCCAUUCAUUCCUUAGGAUCCAAACAGGGAUGAAUCUAGAAGCCACCUAACACUUCCAUGUUUUCCCUAAUUCAAGACUGUUCCAUAAGUAGUUACACAAGUAUGGUGGCACAAAAUAAAACAUGGCAAUUUUUUUUAAGCGUAUAAACUAUGUCGGAAGGACACUUCAACCAAAAUUCAUCCCUGUUUGGAUCCUAAGAAGUGAACGGAGCUAGGCUAAAUGUUAACACAUUCACAAGAUGCUGUACAAAGAUCAAGUGCACCCUUGAAAAAAGAUAGAUAUGUAUUAAUUCAUUUAAGUUGAGGUAAGAACAUCACAAAAUACUGAAAAAAUGUGGCAAAAACAGCUUUUUGUUCUGAAAUUAUAAUGAAGAUAAAUAUUGUCAUGUCCAUUAUCUAUGUAUUAUGAGCCUAUGAUUCAACCAAGACUUUUGUAUUAAC
This is a messenger RNA of Paramisgurnus dabryanus, 3234 nucleotides long. RefSeq names its product mitoguardin 1 (gene miga1). Gene Ontology annotation, biological process: mitochondrial fusion. The record is from RefSeq and is a predicted model, not a curated record. NCBI's taxonomy places the organism in Eukaryota, Metazoa, Chordata, Actinopteri, Cypriniformes, Cobitidae.